GAGGGGGAGCUCGCCCCAAAUCCAUCGGGGGGGUCUCCCGGAGGGUUUUUUUGCGGGGCAGGGGAUGUUUGGGACGUGGCACGGCGGCAAAUGCCACGGUGUCCUUGUCCUUCCUCCCGCAGAGCAGGAGCUGAGCAUGGAGAGCAGGGAGGACAAAUCCCCGCGGCAGAACCGGGUGGCAGAGGCCGUUCUGAGCGGCUGCACGGCGCAGGAAGGCAGCGGGGAGGAAAAGCCCCGGAGAUCCCUCAGCAGGACGGGCUGCAAACGCAGAGCGCGGGGAUGCGAGGGGGAAAGAGCCAGGCUGGGCCGGGGAGGCGGCCGGAGCUCGGAGCUGGGGGUCCCUGAGCAGCUCCAGGAUGGGGAGAAGCCCUACGAGUGCUUGGAAAGUGGGAAGAGCUUCAUCCUGAGUUCCCACCUGACUGUCCACCAGAGGAGCCACACCGGGGAGAAGCCCUACGAGUGUGUGCUGUGUGCGAAGAGCUUCAGCAAAAGGUCCUACCUGAUCAUCCACAUGCGCAUCCACAGCGGGGAGAGGCCCUACGAGUGUGGUCAGUGCAGGAAGAGGUUUCAGAGCAGCUCGGAUCUCCUGAAGCACCGGCGCGUUCACACCGACGAGAGGCCCUUCCUCUGCCCCGACUGCGGGAAGGGCUUCAAGCACAACUCCAGCCUCGUCACCCACCGGAGAAUCCACACCGGGGAGAAACCCUACGAGUGUGGGCUCUGUGGGAAGAGCUUUGGGAGUUAUUCCAGCCUGACCAUCCACCAGAGGAUCCACACGGGAGAACGGCCCUACGCGUGUGAGCAGUGCGGGAAGAGGUUCAGCCAGAGCUCCCACCUGACUGUCCACAAGAGGACCCACAUGGGGCAAAGGCAGGGAUCCAAGGGGGAAAAACCAACCCUGGGCAGCGAAGGCGGCCGGAGCUCGGAGUUGGGGGUCCACGAGCAGCUCCAGGAUGGGGAGAAGCCCCACAAGUGCUCGGAGUGUGGGAAGAGCUUCGGCAAGAGAUCCUACCUGCUCCGCCACUGGAUUACCCACACCAAGCAACGGCCCUACGAGUGUGGGCAGUGCGGGAAGAGCUUCACCGAGCGCAACACCCUGAUCAAACACCGGAUGACCCACAGCGGGGAGAGGCCCUACGAGUGUGGGCAGUGUGGCAAGAGGUUCACCCAGCGCGCCCACCUGAUCGUCCACCAGAGGAGGCACACCGGGGAGAGGCCGUACGAGUGCGACAAAUGCAAGAAGAGGUUUCAGACCAGCUCCACUCUCGUCGUGCACCAGCGCAUUCACACAGACGAGAAGCCCUUCCGCUGCCCCGACUGCGGGAAGGGAUUCAGGGAAAACUCCACCCUCGUCAAGCACCGGCGCGUCCACACCGGGGAGAGGCCCUACGAGUGUCCCCAGUGUGGGAAGACUUUCAGAGAGAGCUCCCACCUGAUGGUUCACCAGAGGGGCCACACUGGGGAGAGACCUUAUAAGUGUGAGGAGUGCGGGAAAACCUUCACCCAGAGCUGCAGCCUGGUUGUCCACCAGAGGAACCACACGGGAGAACGGCCCUACGAGUGUGGGGAGUGCGGGAAGAGCUUCACCCAGAGCUCAGGGCUGAUUGCCCACCAGAUGACCCACACCGGGGAGAAGCCCUACGAGUGUGUGCUGUGUGGGAAGAGCUUCAGUACGAGCUCCUACCUGGUCAAACACCAGAUGAUCCACACCGGGGAGAAGCCCUACGAGUGUGAUCAGUGCAGGAAAAGGUUUCAGAGCAGCUCUGAUCUCCUGAAGCACCAGCGCAUUCACACCGACGAGAGGCCCUUCCUCUGCCCUGACUGCGGGAAGGGCUUCAAGCACAAUUCCGACCUCGUCAGGCACCGGCGCAUCCACAGCGGGGAGAAACCCUUCAAGUGUGAGCAGUGUGGGAAGAGAUUCUCCAGGAGAUCUGCCUUGACCAAACACGAAAUCAGCCAGCACUAUUUGCAUAACCACGCCCGCCGGGGCUGGCCCCGCCCCCGCCGGCCGCAGCCGCGUCCGGGCGCCGCUCGCUCCCAGUUCCCUCCCAGCGCUCCCAGUAAGAGCGGCCCCGGCAGGGAGAGCGCUCCCAGUGUCCGCCCGCUGCUGCCAGCAUCGCUGCCGCUGCUCUCCGGAUCGCUGCCGGCGCUCCCGGCAUCGCUGCCGGUGCCGCGCGGGCCGGGGCCGCUUGGGAACCCGCCCGGGGCAGAGCGCGGCUGCUUUUGGGGGUCGGCACCGCCCGGGCCGGGCUGGGAGGGGGGGAGCAGCGGCAGCGAGAGGGGGGACACGGGAGGGGGAGGAGAGAGGGAGGAAGAGGAGGGACAAAGGAAGAGGAGGAGGAGCAGGAGGAAGAGGAAGAGGAGGGACAAGGCACGAGGAGGAGCGGGAGGAGGAGCAGCUCCCACGCGGUUCCCCCGCUGCGGCCGCAGCUCGCCCGGAUCCGCCGGCAUCGCCCCCCGGAACCCGCAGGAGCUGAGCAUGGAGAGCAGGGAGGACAAAUCCCCGCGGCAGAACCGGGUGGCAGAGGCCGUUCUGAGCGGCUGCACGGCGCAGGAAGGCAGCGGGGAGGAAAAACCCCGGAGAUCCCUCAGCAGGACGGGCUGCAAACGCAGAGCGCGGGGAUGCGAGGGGGAAAGAGCCAGGCUGGGCCGGGGAGGCGGCCGGAGCUCGGAGCUGGGGGUCCCUGAGCAGCUCCAGGAUGGGGAGAAGCCCCACGAGUGCUCGGAGUGUGGGAAGAGCUUUAGAUGGAGAUCCUCCCUGAUCCGCCACUGCAGAAUCCACACCGGGGAACGUCCCUACGAGUGUGGGGAGUGUGGAAAGAGCUUCAACACAAGCUCCUACCUGAUUGUCCACCAGCGCAUCCACAGCGGGGAGAGGCCCUACGAGUGUGGGCUGUGCGGGAAGAGCUUCAUGCUGAGCUCUCACCUGAUCGUCCACCAGAGGAAUCACACGGGAGAGAGGCCCUACGAGUGCGACAAAUGCAAGAAGAGGUUUCAGACCAGCUCCACUCUCCUGAGUCACCAGCGCAUUCACACAGAGGAAAGGCCCUUCCGCUGCCCCGACUGCGGGAAGGGAUUCAGGGAGAAAUCCACCCUGGUCACCCACCAGCGCAUCCACACCGGGGAGAGGCCCUACGAGUGUGGGCUCUGUGGGAAGAGCUUCAACACGAGCUCCUACCUGAUGGUCCACCAGAGGAUGCACAGCGGGGAACGGCCCUACGAGUGUGGGCAGUGUGGGAAAAGCUUCACCCGGAGCUCGCAGCUGAUUGUGCACUACCGGAGCCACACCGGGGAACGGCCCUACGAGUGCCCCCAGUGCGGGAAGGGCUUCACCUGUAGCUCCAACCUGAUUGUCCACCAGAGGAGCCACACAGGGGAGAGGCCCUACGAGUGCGAUGAAUGCAAGGAGAGGUUCCAGAGCGUCGGUGAUCUCGUCGUGCACCAGCGCUCGCACGCAGAGGAGAAACCCUUCCGCUGCCCUGACUGCGGGCAGGGCUUUGAGCACAACUCCACCCUCAACGAGCAUCAGUGCACCCACACGAGUCCCUGUGAGUGUGGGGAAUGUGGGAAGAGCUUCAGCGAGAGCUCCAGCCUGGUUGUCCACCAGAGGAACCACGUUGGCGAGAGACCCUACGAGUGUGACCAGUGCAAGAAGAGGUUUUACACCAGCUCCACUCUGCUCAGUCACCAGCGCACUCACAGCGAGGAGAGGCCCUUCCUCUGCCCCGAGUGCGGGCAGGGCUUUAAGCACAACUCAGCCCUCGUCAUCCACCAGCGCAUCCACACCGGGGAGAGGCCCUACGAGUGUGAUCAGUGCUGGAAGAGUUUCCACUCCACGUCCGAUCUCCUCCUGCACCAGCGCAUUCACACCGACGAGCGGCCCUUCCGCUGCCCCGACUGCGGGAUGGGCUUCAAGCACAACUCCAGCCUCGUCAAGCACCGGCGCACCCACACCGGGGAGAAACCCUACGAGUGUUGGCAGUGUGGGAAGAGCUUCAGUACGAGCUUCAGCCUGAUCGUCCACCACAGGAUCCACACGGGAGAACGGCCCUACGAGUGCGGGCAGUGCGGGAAGAGCUUCAGCCAGAGCUCAGGGCUGGUCGCUCACCAGAGGAUCCACACGGGAGAACGGCCCUACGAGUGUCCCCAGUGUGGGAAGAGCUUCACGCAGAGCUGUAACUUGACCAAACACCAGUGCAGCCGGCACUGUGGGCCGCCCAGAGAAGAGGAAGAGCUCCGUGCGCUGCUCCCGCUGCCUCCCCUGUGGGAGGAUCCGCGCUGGAUGAUCCCCGCGGAGCCCCGGUGGGCAGAGCCCCGGUGAUCCCGGUUGGGAAGACACCUGCCUGGCGGCUCGGCAUCUUCCUGCCUCCCCGUGUCCCGUAUUUCCUUUUAAUUUCUCUCUGUCCUUUCCAAACGCGGGGUUAAAAAUAAAGAUGUUUAAUUAAAA
Molecule: messenger RNA, 4447 nt
Organism: Pyrgilauda ruficollis (rufous-necked snowfinch)
Lineage: Eukaryota; Metazoa; Chordata; Aves; Passeriformes; Passeridae
Product: zinc finger protein 850-like
Exons: 4
Coding region: 65-4321 (1418 amino acids)
Biological process (GO): regulation of transcription by RNA polymerase II
Molecular function (GO): DNA-binding transcription factor activity, RNA polymerase II-specific; RNA polymerase II cis-regulatory region sequence-specific DNA binding
Source: RefSeq, a predicted model, not a curated record